Molecule: messenger RNA, 5074 nt
Organism: Chara braunii
Lineage: Eukaryota; Viridiplantae; Streptophyta; Charophyceae; Charales; Characeae
Source: the annotation of a GenBank genome assembly
GAGAGAGAGAGAGAGAGAGAGAGAGAGAGAGAGAGAGAGAGAGAGAGAGAGAGAGAGAGAGAGAGAGAGAGAGGAUGGAUUUGGAAGAGGACGAUACGCUAUCGAAACUGAGCAACGAGGAGCUGGAGAAGAUGGAACGACAGGCCAUGGCUAUGUCUGCGGAGUUGAGGCAGGCUAAAGCGAUGGCGUCAUCGUCUCAAGCGGAUUACCAUUCUAGUAGACGCGGGAAGGAAAGAAGUGUGUGUGGGGGUUAUCAUCACGUAGACAGUGGAGGGAUGUCGGUCAACGGCGGGUCAUGGGAUGGUGUAGAGCAUCUUGCCCCGCGGGUUGCGCACCCAGCUUCCUCCAUCUCCCCUUCAACUGCAGUUAUCGGUACUCGGACAGUGAGGAAGGAUCAUGCAACCUUACCGUUACCUGUUCAUGUCAUCCCAUAUGGCAAUGAUCGGUACGCCGUUGAGUUCCAUUAUGAUCAGAAUCUUGUAAAUGCUGUGAGGACGAUCCCUGGGAGGUCCUGGGACGGUCUGAAACGCGUCUGGAGCUUUCCCAUUGCCCACCUGGAAGACGCAGUGAGGGCGAUCUCAAACACCACGCCCAAUCUUCAAGUUGAUCUCACCUUCGAUCCGUCUAUCGCUGUGCCACCGGAGUUGCCUGUGCAGACGACUUCGUCGUCAUCAAUGCAGCGACCAACCCACUUCACACAAAACACUCCUCCUCCCCCUCCCCCUCGCCCUCCUCACCCUACGCCAUCAUCAUCCCUUCAGCAGGGCCAUGACUCUAACAACUACAGCUCGGAAAACGUCCGACUGCCGUCGUCGGCGGUGAUGCCUUCCCGCACUUCUGGCGGCGGCGGCGGCGGCGCGAAUAUGAGAUCUGUCACUGUCCAACUGAAGAACGUCGGCGGGGAUCGUUUCGCUGCGAAGAGUCCGUACGAUCCGCAGCUUAAGGAUGCUUGUAAAUCUGUGCCUCAAAGCAUGUGGGAUAUGCAGGGCAAAGUGUGGACAUUUCCAAUCAGCAAGCUGGGGGCUCUUGUGGACGCGCUUCGCCGCAUCCCCUCGCUGAAUGUCGUCGUGGAGGCGAUUUCCCCUCUCUCUCUUCCCUCUCCUCCUCCUCCUCGGGAUGGUGCAGUCUCUGUUGGCAAUGAGCCAACGUGGAAGGCGACCGAGUCAGCAGCAGAGGUAGCUGCUCGGCGGCAAGUGGUACUCGUCGACGGUUCCUCCUCUUGUGCAGCAAACGCCGCAGCAGCGUUACGGGGUGACGGGGAAGGGUCAUUGCUUGCUUCGGGCCGCGAUCGGGAGGCGGCGUCCGGAAGAGCGUAUUGUGCAGCGGCCGCGGGUUCGGCGGCAGAGAUGCAAGAAGGAGAUUACUGGGCGGCAACGGGGAGGAGGUCGUGUUCGGCAGUGGGCGGUCAGGAGCACAAGCAUCAUCUGCAGUCUGGGCAAUCGCGCGAGCCUUGUCCUAGCCAUCGUCCUCCGCCUGCUCCUCCGCCUGCCUACACUCCUUUCGCACCUGCUCAGCAUCAUCCUUUUGUUCCCCCUCCAGCUCAAGCACCUGUCAACGAUCGGCCUUGCGGCGCUGCAGCAUCGGUAUCAGCGCCGGGCUCACCAGCGUCAUCAGCGUCGAAGCUGCUUGCUGCCACGUCAGCGAUGACGCCGGCGGCAACAGCGAAGGCGACGCCCUCAUCGAAUGCCAACACAACAAUCGGCGGCCUUGGCAGCUUGACAGGGAAAGGAACGAUUGACAGGUAUUUAGUGCCGCAAAGGCUUUCGACGGCAUCGAACAAUCCGCACCAACGGCAGCAUCACCCUCCUCCGCAAGGUCCACAGCAUCAAUGGCAACCUCCUCCGUCGCUCGGUGGGCAGCGUCAACGUGAGCAGCUUCCUCCGCUUCAGGAUUCUCAGCAUCCGCAGCAGCUACGGCCUCUAGCCGCAGACGAUCCACAGCAACCAGGGCAAAAUCCGCUGCCGCCGGAUCCGCCACGGGAUCAGCGGCAGCAUCCUCCGCCGCCGGAUGCGCAGCAGAAUCAGAGGGUGGUGGCGCCAGCAAAGGUCAAGAUAGUCAAGCUGGUGCCAUAUGCUGAGGGAAGGAUUGGUCUGAGGUUUGACUUUGACGAAGCGCUAGUGAGGGCGGUUAAGACGGUGCCCAGUGCCACGUGGCGGGGUUCUGAGAAGCUGUGGACCAUUCCGGCGGACAAGCUGGAGGAUGCUCGAAAGGCCUUCGCAGCGUUUUCCUCCCCCUCCUCCAGUGCUCCAGUCUCUGGUUCGGUCUCCGCGUCGUCGUGCGCAUCGUCAUCGGGGGGGGAGUUGCUGGUCAAGAUGGAGAGCCUUCCGCCACUCAUGCAACGAGCACUCGAAGCCACGUGUGCAGCGCAUAAUGACGAAGAAGCUUUCUACAGCGAUUCGAUGCCAGCUAAGCUUGUGCAGGCUCUUCUCCCGUUCCAGGAAGAGGGAGUGAAGUUCGCCCUCCGACGGGGCGGAAGGGCACUCCUCGGGGACGAGAUGGGUCUCGGGAAGACGCUUCAAGCUAUCGCCAUCGCUGCCUGCUACCGGUCGGAGUGGCCCGUUCUUGUCGUCGUCCCAUCGUCGCUGAGGCUUUACUGGGCGAACAUGUUGGUCCAGUGGCUGGACCUAAGCCCAUCGGACAUCACGGUGGUGAUGCCGAAUAAGGUAAAGCGAGAUGAGGGUUUUACAAUCGUGACCUCGUUGCCAUCACUAUCUUCAACUCUCCGUCAGCAUCUGCGGGAGGAAGGGGAAGGUGGGAGCUUGUUCGUAAUUGUGUCCUACGAUGUCGUUGCGAAGAUCGGACUUGACGGGUUCGGGGGGGUGGCGGACGGCGCCGGAGGCGGCGGCGGACGUGUGGGCAAAGGGAGCCCCGUCAUGGGGACGAUGACCACGGACGCCCGAGGGUCCCAUGAUCAUCAUCUUCAGAAGAAGAGUCAACAAGCUUCUCAGCCCCAUUUCAAGGUCGUCAUCGCGGACGAAUCACACUACAUGAAGAAUCGGAACGCAAAGAGGACCAUGGCGUGUGUGCCGUUAAUCCAACGAGCAGCCCGCGCUAUUUUGCUGACCGGUACCCCGGCGUUGUCCAGGCCCAUUGAGCUGUUCAAGCAGCUGGAGGCGCUGCAGCCGACCGUGUAUCGCAACAGCUUUAACGAGUACGGAUCGCGAUACUGCAUGGGAUCACAUUUCGGGUUGUUCCAGGGGGCGAGCAACAUGGACGAGUUGCAUGCACUGGUGAAAUCGACGGUCAUGAUUCGGCGAUUGAAGAACGACGUUCUGAAGCAACUACCACCGAAACGCCGGCAGCAGAUCUUUUUGGCACUUGAUGAGAAGGAUCUUGCGCAGCCGAGGGCAAUCUUCAAGCAGCUUGACGAGGUCAGGGAUCGCAUGAGGAAGCUCUGCGGAGAGCAGCGGGAACUGAUGAAAUUCGACCAGCAGCAGCUGCUCAACAAGCUUUAUGUGGAGUCCGCUAAGGCCAAGGUAACCAGCGUGCAGGAAUACGUCGGCCUGAUGUUGGACGCGGAUUGCAAGUUUCUCAUCUUUGCACAUCACAUUGAGUUGCUGGACGGCAUAUCGGACGUUCUCCGCAAGAAGCAUGUGGACUUCAUACGGAUUGACGGGAAUACACCCGCCACAGAUCGGCAGAACGCUGUGUCAAGGUUCCAGGGUAACAGACAGACACGAGUUGCCGUGCUGGGAAUCCGAGCGGCAGGAGUAGGGCUCACUCUCACUGCUGCCAGCAUCGUCGUUUUUGCUGAAUACACCUGGACGCCUGGUGACCUUGUCCAGGCGGAAGACCGCGCCCAUCGUAUCGGACAGGAAGGAUCUUCGGUCAACGUCUACUACUUACAUGCUAAACACACGAUCGACGAUAUUAUUUGGGACACUGUUCAGCACAAACUCGAUAAUCUCGGGCAGGUGCUGGAUGGCCGCAGCGAGGGUGGUAGGCUAGAAUUGGCCGGCGGACCGAUCUCUCUAAAUCCGCGCGGGCAGACGUCUCUGAACACAUUCUUCAAUGGAAUGAAGCCAGCGGCCGGAGCAGGAGGAAAGGGAGGAGGAGGAGGAGAAGACGCAGCCAAGAAACAUGCGACCUCCAAUGCGUAUUUGAUGAAGAAGUUAAUGUCAACGUCGUCUGCCGCAUUUGAUUCAUCACCCCUGGCAUUCGUCCGCGAUAGUACGGAAGAUCCAGAUAGUAGGGAAGAUCCGGAGGCUAAUGCGUAUGGGUAUGUAGUUAACGAUGCUGCAGACGACGAGUUGACAGCGAUGGUGGUUGGGGGCGUCAGCGACCCUAUUGGUGGCAACACUGUUAGCAGGGACCUUCGGUGCGAUAGCAGAAUGACAAGUCUGCCACCUGUCGAGCCCGCAGGCACAGAUUUGGCGGUGCGUGUGGUAACAGCAGCAUUGGAGAGGGAAAAUAGUGAUCAGGCUGAAAGGGGCCAUUCAGAUAGCACCCUGGAUCCGUCUUCCUUGGGCAAUGGCUGUGGGAAGGACAUCAUGACCAUGGGAAACACUGUUCGCAGUAGGAACAGCGAUUCUUCUUCCUCUGAGAUAAAGAACUCUAAUGUACUGGAAAAGUGCCACAAGUUUCAUGACGCAGCUUCAUCUUUUUCUUCUUCUUCCUCUUCUUCUUCUUCUUCUUCUUCUUCUUCUUCUUCUUCUUCUGCUGCUGCUGCUGCUGCUGCUGCUUUUUCUUCAGGGAGCGAUAGCCCACGAGAAAUGGGCAUGCGCAAACGCAAGAAGCUACAGAGGCUAGGGUGAGUGAACGGAGAGAAAACACUUUGUUUUCUUUCCCGGGCAUGCACUGUCCCCAAUAUCAUGAUGCUGCUGCUACUUUUUUGCCGUGGUGCUUCUUCUUUGCGGCUCCUUCAGGGAGGGAUAACCCCACGAGAAAAGGGCAUUGGCAAACGGAAGAAUGUACAGGGGCUAGGGUGACUGAUUGGAGAGCGACUGUUUUUUCCCCCGAAUAAAGUUUGAAGUGGAUCUAAGCAUCGUCACUCUGGUUCUCCGCUCCUAAUCGAUGAUAAACCCUGUGAGCCGCUACAUCAUUCGCCACGUGGAAAUCAAAGCCUGGGCACCCA